Molecule: messenger RNA, 1070 nt
Organism: Chironomus riparius
Lineage: Eukaryota; Metazoa; Arthropoda; Insecta; Diptera; Chironomidae
Source: the annotation of a GenBank genome assembly
CCUCUCAAAUUUCAACAACUUUUUUGCGUAGUUUUUUACCCCACAUCUAAUCCGAACUUAAAGUUUCCAACAAAACAAAGUUAAUUAUCAAAAUAUACACAAAAAUAGCAGUUAAUUAAUAGAAAACUUAAUUACAUUACGAAGUAAUCAACAUAAAAGCACUUAAUAGCUCAUAAUAAGCUGUUGAAUAGUGGAAACCAGUGAAAUAUUAGUGAAUUUUCAUUUGGCGGAAUUAUUUUCGAAUUAAACAAUAAUCCAACGGAUUUUUUGUUUGUUUAUAAUCACAAAAAACAUUAAUUGAAGUACAAAUUAUAUUGGAAUGGCUUCAUCAAUACCAUCGAAGAUCUUCAUUCAAGUUGAAUCACAAGCUGAGCAGCAGGAAAACAUCAAGAAUACACGAAAAGUUUUCAAUAACCUACAGAAACUUGGAUCUCAAGUUGGAACUGACAAAGAGAACUUGAUUGGAAGAUCACCAGCCUAUAUCGCCAAAGAAUCUCUCGUCAAGAAGGCUAGUCUUGACAUUGAACAGGAAGUUAAGAGGAAGUCACCAGCACCAACGACGUCAAAAUCAUCUCAAACAAGUCCCGCGUUAGAACCAGGCAAGUCGAUAACGACAGAAGAUCUCACAUCUGACAAGCCAGUUAAUCAACAUUAUUGGGAAGUACUUGCUGAAAAGCGACGCGAGGCUUUACAAGAAACCCUUGUUGAGAAUCAAGAAUUAUACGAGAGAAUUGCCAAUUUAGAAGAUGAAUUGAAUCAUUCAAAGAGUAUGCUCGAAGAAGCACGCGAUUUAGUGACUGUAUUAACGGAAAUGCUUGAAGAGAAGGAAUCACCAAAUGGACCUGCCAAUAACUCCGUUGAGACAGAAGAACCUAGUGACACCAGUGGACUCGACUUUACCAUAUAAGCAAUGCAUUUAAAAGCCCAUUGAUUAGACUAAGUUCUUUGUUGUUUUUUUGGCUUUAUCAUUUUUUACAUACCUCACGAUUUAUUAUCCUUCUCUAUGUAUUUGCUUUUUGAGUUCAUUGAAUAAAACAUAUUUUUGAUCAUCCCGUUUUCAUUGGAACCAA